AUAGGUGUCAUAGGGACAGCUGGGAGUGAAAUUUUCGACCAAUUUGUUUUUAAUCAGUGCAACCAUGUCCCGACGAGCGUGCCUGUCGCGAGGGGGCGUGCCUCAUUAAUAUUAAACAGCGCCGUGGAUGUACUCUGGGAGGUGUGACGUCACGUGAGCGGCCCGUGUUCGUUCCAGCUGAGCGAAAAGCUCGAACGGCUUCAGCUCAAAGUGUGCGGUUACACACAUGCAGAGAGAACUGAACAGAAGGGCUGACCACAAGGGGAAAGAACGAUUGAGCGACUGAACGGAAAAAAACGUCAACAUCCCACCAAUCGCACUACGCAGCAGAAAUUGACUCAGCAACACUUUCUUCGUUUUGUUUUCAUUUGUUAUUUUGGAGACGACGCAAGUUGCACGCAUUCAAGAGUUGAGCGCGCAUUAUUUCAUUUCUACUGAAACCGUUGUAUUCGGUUAAUUUGUUGCGUUUUUUCCCGCAUAUGUCUUGGACAUAACGUCGUUAUUUUUGACAUCCGUCUCUAUUUAUAAGUUCCAGCAGAAGAUAAGCUGUCAACAUUUCUCUGGAAUUACUGGGAAUGUAUAUUUCUAUCCACUCGGACAACCUACAAUCAAAUGCAACCAGAAUGGCUCAAUUUGCUUAAAACCAUAUUUUCAAAUAAAGUAUUGAAUCACCUAAACAUCUAGCGGUCAAGGGAGCUCAAUCCGGCUGACGUUGGAGGAUGGCCAGGCCGCUUUCACAGCUCCUACCCCCGGACCUUCCCUCCGCCGGUGCCAGUCCUCAGUUUGGCAACAGUAGCCAGGCUGUAGGCUCACUUAACGGAGGACACUUAAACUCCACUGCAAACUUAAAGUCGCUCCUGCAGCUCCCAGUGAAGGGCGACCAGCGCGUCAAAGACUGUAGUGAAAUGAAGGGUAAGGACAGGUUGGAUAUCGAUGAAGACUCUCUCAGUCGCUGUCCUCUGCGCAACGGCUGCAGCAAUGGACUAGUCACUGACAGCAACGGUGCAGGCACGGGCAACUUCUCUAACGGCAACAACAGUUCCUUCCUGGGCCCGUUGCUAUGGGAACGAACAUUGCCAUGUGAUGGCGGUCUGUUCCAGUUGCAGUACAUGGACCUCGAGGAGUUUCUGACGGAGAACGGGAUGAGCAACAUGCACAGUACCUCAAACUCCACGUCGGCUCAGAUACCCUCACAAAGCUCUCAGUCCGCUGUCCCUAACCAGGGUUCCCAAUGCCCCCCCACCUCGCCCCCACAUUGCUCCUCAUCCUCCUCACCGACAUCCACCACCGCCUCUUCCUCGCCCUCUCUGCUCGGGCUGGACAUGCACACGCCGCAAAGCAUGAUGGGAGCUGCAGACUGCUUGCAUGGCACUCCGCCAGGCAACUUGGAGCCAACGGCCUCACCUUCUUCCACCACAUGUCCACCACUCCCUACUCCACCAAUCGCUAAUUGCAAUGAAAUGAUGGCGCCCUUUGACCCUGAUCCUGCGGACGUUGCACUGUCAAGUGUACCUGGACAGGAGGCGUUUGACCCCCGUAGCCAUCGGUUCAGUGAGGAAGAGCUCAAACCUCAGCCCAUGAUUAAAAAGGCUCGCAAGAUGCUGGUCCCUGAUGACCUGAAGGAUGAGAAGUAUUGGAGUCGUCGUUGUAAGAACAACGAAGCCGCAAAACGUUCUCGUGAUGCGCGACGACUGAAGGAGAACCAGAUCUCAGUGCGCGCGGCCUUUCUUGAACGUGAGAACGCUGCACUCAGACAGGAAGUAGCGGACAUGCGCAAAGAGCUCGGCCGGUGCCGUAACAUCCUGAACAAAUAUGAGAGCCAUCACUUGGAUCAAUAAGGAGUCGAAGAAAGUGUUAUGAGAUGAUGGAUUGAGAAGACAAUGAAUGUCCUUUAUGAUAACUAAAAGACAGACGAAAGUGCAUCAGAAAUAUGGCAUGAUGUAUGAAGAAGGCACAAGAGCUCGAGUUUUAAACUGGAGUGAGAGAGCAUGUCACCUCUCUUAAAUGUUUUUUCAGGAGGUACCAUGGCGAGAUUUUAAUUACGGAGGUAAUUGUAUAUUUUUAUAUGAUAGAAAUAUGCUCAGUGGGGAGAGAAAAUUUUGAAAAUAAUUUUUGUAUAUUUUCUAUAUCUUUUGGAGGGCUGUAAAGUAGUGGCAGAGGGAACUGGUUAAGGUAUCAUUGUAACAUAAAAUCAGGUUCAUGUGGUAUUUUUUUUUUUUUUUUUUUGAAGCGAUCAACUCCUUAGUUAUUGAAGACUUUCGAUCUUGUGAAGGAUAUAAAUGAGGGGCAGAAUUAAGCCUAGGCCGUAACAUCAGAAAAAUUUGAGAAAAUAACUUUCUAGAAAAAUGUAACUGUAAAAUACUGAAAAAAAUAUAUAUAUACAUUUGAAAUUUGUAUAGAAAUGUUAAUUUAGAUUUAUUCAAGCACUUCAACCUGUGCGUAUUAUUUAGCAAAGGUGACAGAACAACCACGGAUGAGGGGAAUGACCGGUGCAUCUCAACUCUUUGGGGAAGAAUAUUGUUUAUCAGUCUACUGCUGAUAUUUAUUUGUCAUUCUCAAAGGAAAACGGAAUAUGUAAUGAUGGCAAAGAAAGACAUGCAUUAAUUAUCAUAUUUUAACUGCAUUUAUUGUGUUUAUUCAUUUAAUGGUGAACUCCGUAUGAUUCUUUCUCUUCUUAAAGUUGGUAUCUCUUCUCUACAAUGUACUUAUCUUUUUAUAGGAAUCUACACUCACAGUUGCAAACAAAAAAACAGCUUACAUCCACAAUGUGCAGAUCUUAAGUGAACUUGUAGAGGCUGUUCUUGCUGUGCAAAAACACAAUUUGGACCUCUAUGGAUUGAAUAUAUGGGACAUGACUCAUCUGAUUGCAUAGAAUGAUUCCUUGUAUCGGAUGCACAGUAAACUGCAUUUGAAAAAACAGGUUGAUAUGUAGACACACGUCUGCACUUUUGCACCUGUAUAUGCACUUACUUUUGUUGGAACAAUAUUGCAUUUUUACAACCUGAUUACCAGUGUCAGUACAAAUGUUUCAAAAUCUAUUAGUUUUGUGGUUCCAUGUUAUUUCUCCAGUCAUGUCUUUUUCUUUCCUUAACGACCAUUAAAGUAACUUCACUUAUUAUGAAUUAUUAUUGAUCUGAUCAUUAUUACUAUUGUUGUUAAUAAUACAAAUGAUUUGUUUUUGUUUGUUUUAUUUCCUUGAUAUUGUCUUUUUGAAUGCAAGUCUCCUCUCAGCUGUGGAGAUUGUCACUUCCUGUUUGUUAUAGCAUUCAUUGUCAACACCAGCUGAAAAGUGUUGCCAUGACAGCCAGGUCAAUUUGUGCAUCAGAGGAAUGCUAUAACAACAACAAAAAAAACUCUGCUUCCCCAAAAUUAAUAGAUUUUUUUUCUCUUUAUUUCUGUACACUAGCAUUAUAAAGACCCAUCAUAAUAUUUGCGCUGUCUUUCUCUUUUUUGUGCAUGUAGGUGUUAAAGCUAACUGCCUUUUUUUGCCCAGUAAUUUGCCGCCUCAGAAACCAUAUACUUUUGCAGAUGGAUUUUGGGUAAUGUAGUCCUUACUUUUCUGCACUUCCACAUGUGGAUGACUAUGAACAUUUUGUGUUGUGACUUGUUUUUUGAUGUACAAAUGCUCUAAUGCACCAGUGGUACCCACACUGCACCUAGCCAAAGUAAUGCAGGGGAAUGUAGUCUUUUUCUCCAAGACCACAAAUAAACUAUUGUUCUUACUCACAAAA
Messenger RNA from Carassius carassius (crucian carp), 3731 nucleotides. RefSeq names its product hepatic leukemia factor-like. Gene Ontology annotation, molecular function: RNA polymerase II cis-regulatory region sequence-specific DNA binding; DNA-binding transcription factor activity, RNA polymerase II-specific. Bases 720 to 1838 code for a protein of 372 amino acids. The record is from RefSeq and is a predicted model, not a curated record. Gene Ontology annotation, cellular component: nucleus. Lineage: Eukaryota; Metazoa; Chordata; Actinopteri; Cypriniformes; Cyprinidae. The transcript has 5 exons. Gene Ontology annotation, biological process: regulation of transcription by RNA polymerase II.